UCCGUAUAGUAAAAAUUAGCAGUGUGUGUUUUCUUCUUGUCAAUCUUUUCACGGCAACCGCUUCAGUCCGCAGUGUCGUCGUCUUCAACCUCCACCACUAUUCCACCUCGAUUUCCGGCCUAUCCAUGGGAAAAAGACGAGGCAAGCGUCUAAGCAAAAGAGGCCUAACUAGAGAUCAUGACGGUAGGAUUAGGAAGAGUUUUACAAAGGAAAAGAAGAAAUCUAAGAAGAUAACCGAAUCUUCCUUGCCUGAGACUGCAGCUGGGCUUAGUAGUAGUGCCAAUUCUGCUUCCAAUAAAGCAACUUCUUCUAGUCAUGCUAAUCAAGCUACUAGAGGGAAGGGUAGUGGGCAAUCACAUUCUGGUUUUAUCUUUAUGUGUAAUGGAAAGACUAAACCCGAAUGUUAUCAGUAUCGCGUUUUUGGGCUACCAAUGGCAAAAGUAGAAGUUGUGAAGACAAUCAAACAGGGUACACAUCUAUUUUUAUAUGACUUUGACUUGAAGCUCCUUUAUGGCACAUACAGCGCAACUUCGGAUGGAGCAUUAGAUUUGGAGCCAAUUGCGUUCAAGGGAAAAUUUCCUGCACAGGUCAGGUUUAAGAUUUCCAAGGAUUGUUUACCGCUUCACGAAAGUUCUUUUAAAACAGCCAUAAGAGACAAUUACCAGGGUGGUGGUAAGUUUAAACAAGAGCUGAAUAACAAACAGGUGCGUGCUCUGAUCUCAUUGUUCCGCCCAAUCACUGCAUCAAUGCCUACUUCUGCUGCCCAUCACCGAGAUGUGGCAAGAACAGGCUCAUAUCCAUCUCCUAUUAGGGAAGAAGGAUUUCAUCCAACAGCAAGGCCGUCUCUUCAAGAGGGCUUAUAUUUAUCUAGUGUACAACGUGCUCAUGCAUUGCCACUUCUUAAUACGCAAUCCAUACAGGUUGUUCCAUAUCCACAUUUUACAAAAUAUGAAGCAGAAAGAUGUGUGGCACGUGUUCAGCCUCCCAUAGAGCCUCGAGAUGUUGUUCAGCAUCAGCCAGAUUCGUAUUAUCUAGCAGCGGCCCAUGAGCCAUACGUGCCUGAAAAACCUUUCUUGUCCUCUCAUGAUGCAUAUAGAAGGCAUGGGGUCACACUUCCACAGGAGAUGGUUCCUAGGGAUCAAGAUGUUUCAUAUGGAAGUGUGUAUCGCUUGUCACAGUUGCUGAAGGAGAGAGAAAGAGAUAUUGUUUCCCAUUCCGAUUAUAUUGCUGAAACCUAUAGUCGACACUUGCCAACUCAUCCAGCCUCACAGUUUAGGUUGCAGUCACAUUCUUCGGCAUCAUCUUAUGAGUUACCAUCAACUUACCAACCAUAUUAUCAAGCAACGAUCCAUCAGGAUCAGAACCCGGUGGAUCGUGAUCCUCUUCAGAGACCAUUGCAUGGAAGCUCUAAUGAGGCAAGUUUGCCAAUCUGUUCUCACUUGUCUUCCACUGGAGCUGCCCGCUACUACUGAAUGAGACUUGGAUGUGCAACUUCAUUCAAGUCAUGCUGCUGUCGUUGCCAUUGUUCUGUUGCCAAGUUCCGGUUCGAACUCACUGUAAGAUCAUCAUACACCAUAUUUUUUUUUUCCUGCCAGCAGUCUGUCAUUUUGUUCUUUUAUAUUAGGGGAGCUGGUGUCCCAUUCCUUUGAUAAAUGUUUAGAGGCGCAAUCCAGUGCUUGAAGCAACUGAUUCAGUUAGAAGAAUCUGCCUUGGCUAGCACCUUGCUAGAAUGACUGCAGACUAGUGCACUUGGGAAACUUUGUAUAUACAUAAGUUGAUCACUCCUUGUAUGAUUAGCAUGGAUUCAUAUAUUCUUUCGCUGUUUAUUUGAGAAUUGGGGCAAAUUGUGUUUUUUAGUACAGAUUUCCUCAUAAUCUGAUAUCAUA
Rosa rugosa (rugosa rose) is the source of this 1886-nucleotide messenger RNA. RefSeq lists its product as uncharacterized. NCBI's taxonomy places the organism in Eukaryota, Viridiplantae, Streptophyta, Magnoliopsida, Rosales, Rosaceae. The record is from RefSeq and is a predicted model, not a curated record. Bases 126 to 1472 code for a protein of 448 amino acids. The transcript is spliced from 5 exons.